CCGCGCGGCGGCGGGUGGGAGGUGGUGCGCUGCCCCGCCCCCCCGGGUGUGCGCGAGGCGGCGGCGCGUGGCAGCGGCGGCGGCUCUGCUCCCGCUCGCGGGCUCCGAGGGGCGAGCGCAGGCGGCGCCGAGGCCGGCGCGGCCAUGACCGACUUCAAGCUGGGGAUCGUGCGGCUCGGCCGGGUGGCCGGCAAGACCAAGUACACGCUGAUCGACGAGCAGGACAUCCCGCUGGUGGAGAGCUACUCCUUCGAGGCUCGGAUGGAGGUAGAUGCUGAUGGAAAUGGUGCUAAAAUAUUUGCUUAUGCAUUUGACAAAAAUCGUGGAAGGGGGUCUGGCCGCCUGCUACAUGAGCUGCUUUGGGAGAGACACAGGGGAGGGAUUGCUCCGGGGUUUCAGGUGGUACAUCUGAAUUCGGUGACAGUGGACAACCGCCUAGACAAUCUGCGCCUUGUUCCUUGGGGGUGGAAACCCAAAGCUGAGGAAGUCUCUAGUAAACAAAGGGAACAAAGCCUGUACUGGCUGGCAAUUCAACAGCUUCCCACAGAUCCUAUAGAAGAGCAGUUUCCUGUACUGAAUGUAACACGAUACUACAACGCUAAUGGGGAUGUUGUGGAGGAGGAAGAGAACUCAUGCACAUAUUAUGAAUGUCACUACCCCCCAUGCACAAUGAUUGAAAAACAGUUACGUGAAUUCAACAUAUGUGGCCGAUGCCAGGUAGCGAGGUACUGUGGGUCGCAAUGCCAGCAGAAAGACUGGCCUGCUCACAAGAAACACUGUCGGGAGAAGAAACGGACCUUCCAGCAAGAGCUUGGACCAGAACGAUGACCGGGUGGCACAGGCCUCUUAGCAGCAGGAUUCCUUCUCAAAGGCAUUGGACUCUUGCUUUUGCACAGUAAUGACAGACUGCUUAUUGAAGCCAGAGGCACUGAAGAAGAAAAACCCUGUGAUGCUUGAGCACAACAGCUGACUGGACUGAGCCAGCCUGACUGGUGCUGUGGAAAGGGAUUGGGUCUACCCUUCCAGUAUUAUAUUCUCAAGCAAAAAGACUACUGUAGAGGCUCCAGGCAGGAAGCUUCUCAUUAUUUAUAUGUUAAUACGUUUGUAAACUCAUGUACAGUUUUUGUUAGAAAUUCUUGAUAGGACUCAUUAACUGUAAUGUUCAGAUGAGAACACAUUGUUGGCCUAAAAGUUAAAAAAAAAAAAAAAAAAAAAAAAAAAAAGUCCCACAAAAAAACCUGUCAUGUAGCAAAAGCUUUUCCUCCCAUGUGGCUAAAAGUAUCUGUGGCUGUGCCAAGGCCAGGAGGCAGGCUCCGACAUCAGCAGUUGCUCUGGAGAACUCUGCAUGGAAGUUAUAUUUAAAAAAAAAAAAAAAAAGGAAAAAAGGCAAACAAAGUAAAGGUUGGAAUGAA
Molecule: messenger RNA, 1412 nt
Organism: Dromaius novaehollandiae (emu)
Lineage: Eukaryota; Metazoa; Chordata; Aves; Casuariiformes; Dromaiidae
Gene: ZMYND19
Product: zinc finger MYND-type containing 19
Exons: 6
Coding region: 145-828 (227 amino acids)
Cellular component (GO): membrane; cytoplasm; synapse
Source: RefSeq, a predicted model, not a curated record